AUGACCGCUCUGCUGACACUGCUCCUGCUCAAAGGCCUCCUGUGCAGUGUCGGGGGCUUCUCUCUGUGUGGAUGGAGGAAUCAGUCAGAGAACAGCAUUCUGCGAUGUAAUGGCGAUUCUCCGGACAAUGUGGUGAGAGUGGAGAACUCCGCGGAGGAACUGACUGUCUCCGCCCCUUUCCUAUCCUCUUGUAACUUCACUCUGCCGGGUCAUCUGGGGCCGUACUUGUUCUGUGUGCACUGGAUUCCCGGCCUCCAUAUUCUGAACUUUACCUACGGGAUCAAAAAUCACAAAUUGAUCCCCAGCAAUCCAUCUCCGAGAAACACAGAUACUUCUAAGCCACGCCCAACACAGAGCUGCAACCCCGCCCACUUCCUUAUAAACGUCACCGUCAAUGGGGAGCGCAAGAGCAACUGCUGCCACUAUGAAUACUCCAUCCAGAGCCAAAGAUACGAUGCAAAGCUGUUGGAGCACGACAUGUCUCAGGUGGGGAGAUACCUGGAGAAGAUGGGAUUCAGCGGGGACGGACGGACGUCUGAUGCGCAACUGGAUUGAUACAGCUCUGUCCAAAGUUCAGAUUGAUGGGAAGAGUCAUAACUUCGGGACAGGGGCACUGCGGGCAGGAGUGUAUAACCUGGACUCCAGUGAUGUGCUCAAGUCCAUUCCGGAGAGUCUGGGGGUCUCUUUGAGUCUUCCUAACCAACUGCUGGAGAAGUUGCCAGACGGGACUGCCAAGAGGCUCCAUGUUGUCCAUAUCCAGGGCCACACCAUCUUCCAGAAUGACGCAAACAUCUCCAUCCUAGGAGACCUGGUGCUCGGAGUCACCCUGCAGGACACAGUUGUCUCUAACCUAUCAGAAGAUAUAGUAAUUACCUUUCCACAUGAACCCAUAAAGGAGCCGAAGUCUCCGCUGUGCGUAUUCUGGGACGAGUUGAAGGAGGAGUGGAACACGGCCGGAUGCAGAACAGUGGCCGCUGAGCGUCAGACCGAAUGUCACUGUAACCACCUCACUUACUUUGCAGUGCUGAUGCAAGUCUCCAGCCAGUUGAUAUCGGAGGUUCAUCUUGUGUCACUGACAGCCAUCACCUUUGCUGGAUGCGCCAUUUCUGCCCUGUCCUGUGCCUUUACUGUUGCAUGGAUUUGCUGUUCCAGGAAGAAUAAGACAAACCCUACACUGCAGAUCCACAUGAACCUGCUGAUGGCGCUGUUGCUGUUGGAUGUCGCUUUCAUAACAAGCGCACUGCUGGGUGGUAUGGAAGAUGUAGUAGUAUGCCGUGUUUCUGCCAUUGCUCUGCACUUCUCCCUGCUCUGCCUCUUCACGUGGAUGGCCAUCGAGGGGUUCAAUCUCUACCGGCUGGUGGUAAAGGUCUUCGUGUCCUCCGCUAUCACCACCUGGAGACUAACUAUCCUGGGCUGGGGUGUCCCAGUUCUGAUGGUUGCGUCUGUACUGCUGAUAGAUCCAAACAAUUAUGGGAUAUACAACAUCAAUGUGGAGCGUCCAUCAUCCCAAAACUCCACAGCUGCCAUGUGUUGGCUGACAAAGCCCAUUAUCCACCAGGUGCUGAAUUUGGGAUUUUUUGCUAUGGUCCUCUUCUUUAACCUGUGUAUGCUUGUUGCCAUGACAAGGCAUGUAUUCCGCCUGUCUCCUCAUUCACGCCAGGAGGAAGUCCGUCGCUGCGUCACUCUGCUGGGGCUGAGCUGCAUGCUGGGCUUGUCCUGGGGUCUGGCCUUCUUCUCCUUUGGGAUCUUUUACCUGCCAGUCCAAUAUGCCUUCAGUAUUGUGAAUGCCCUACAAGGCCUGUUCAUCUUCCUGUGGUACUGUGUGCUGUCCCAGCCUCACACCAAGUACCCCCUGCGCUCUACGGACUCCACCAGUGCCACACCGGCAUCACCACGAGCCGAACAGACCCUCAACAGCGACCACAAGAAACUCCUCACCUGA
This is a messenger RNA of Staurois parvus, 1942 nucleotides long. Lineage: Eukaryota; Metazoa; Chordata; Amphibia; Anura; Ranidae. The record is from the annotation of a GenBank genome assembly.